CAUCUUGCUGUUGUUGAACUUCUAACGUUGUCACUGAGCUGGGGUUUUUUCUUCUUACCUACACCCUUUAGAGGAUUUGCAUGACUUCAGUGAAGCAUAUUUUUCUAAUAAGAGCUUUUGUCUUUGACGUGUGUUUUUUCACACAUCUUCCAUCAUGAGUCCUCUGACAGCGGUCCUGCUGCUUUCUUUACUUGAUUCCAUUUCCUGUGUUCAGUUUCUGGUGCCUCUGAACAUGGGAGGAGUCACAGGGCAGGUGCACUUUAACUCCACCUCCCAGAUGGCCACUGUCAACGUGUCUGGCGCUGGAACCUGUGGUUCACUUAACUUCUCGCUCAGCCAGUUCCCCGUUAUGUAUGGCCAUUAUGCUCAGCCCUGUUCUGAAGCAAAUAUCGGCUCCAGCGUCUUCGCCUUCACGGUUGAUCCCUCCUCAAACCCCACCUUCAACGUGUCAAGCCUCCUGGAGCGCGUCUCAAACCUCGACGACUUCUCGCUGACUUUGCAAACGUGUGAUGGCACUAAAGUAUGCACGGUUGUAACUCAAGGUCAAACGCUAAUGACUUAUCAGGCCAGGUUCACCGGCUCCGUCGCGGGUAAUGUUUACAUGCGCCUUAACAAAGGCAAUACCAACCCCAGGCUGCUUGCAGACCUAGUUACCAUCGGUCAGGUCAAUGCCUCACAAACCAAUGUCACUCUCUUUGGAUCCACAAGCACCGGCGCAAGCUGUGAUGUUCUUCUUGGAAGCUUGGAUACCUCCACUUUGACCAAUCUGGGUGUUGUAAAAGUCGGAACCCCCUUACAGCCUGAGAAAUCCGUCUGGACCUGACCAGCUUCAACAUCAACAAUCGCUUUCUUCUCCUCCGCAUGGGGUCAAGUUACAAGUGUGCUCAGAUUUAUAUUGUGCCGGAGAAACAGGUGAGCGCUGUUUUGAAUAUGAGAGGGAUCAAGGGAUACUUCAGCUUCCGUCAGGCUUCCCCAUUUGAUGUGACAGAGUUGAAGGUGAACCUGACUAACUUACAGAGCAAAGUGGGUCCUUACCAUGUCCACAAUUUUCCUCUCCCCUCAGUCAGGUCCCCUUCAUCAAGCCGGUGUUCAAAUGAUAACGUUGGCGGCCACUGGAAUCCAUUCCACGUCAACACCAGCCACCCAACAUACCCAACAGUACCAGGUUCAACCCACGACAUGUAUGAGAUCGGUGACCUCAGCGGCAAGCACAUGUUCCUCGCAGGUAAAAACGAGAUGGACAUGACGUUUACAGACUUCAGCCUCCCUCUGUUUGGACCAAACAGCAUUGUAGGUCGCUCAGUCGUGAUUCACCAAACAGAUGGUGCUCGGUACAUUUGUGCGAGCAUCAGCUAUCCUGGUGAAGUGACCGUAGCCAGAGCCACAUUUCAGAGCCCUGUAGUCGGUCAGAUCUGGUUCACCCAGCUAAAGGACAACCCUCUGUCUGACAUGUCCAUCUUCAUGGACCUGACAUAUGGAAAUGCCUCAAUGACACCAACCAGAAACCACAACUGGCAUGUUCACACCCACCCCAUCAGCUCCGAGAGGGAUGACGAUGAAAGACGCUGCAGCACUACAGGAGGACACUGGAACCCCUUUAACGUUAACACAGGAGACGGCAGCUAUGCCCUCCACUGCGGCCCGUCCAGUCCCUUAUCCUGCGAGGUGGGAGACCUCGCCAGGAAACACAGCACCGCCAACCUUGGCGCGGCAGUGGGAAGAGUGCAAGCUAAAAGCUUCUUCACUGAUGUCACUUCCUGGUUGUCAGCCAUAAUCGGUCGUUCUGUUGUCAUCCACAAAGCAGAGAGGGGAGGGCCAAGGAUUGCUUGUGCCAACGUCACAAUGGUGCGGGUCCCCAAAGCUAGCUUAGGUAGCUGGUUGGGCAACCAGAUUCCCGGCGGACAGGUCCGGUUCUCCCAGGCUGUCCCACAAGGCCCCACCACAAUAAGUGUAUCCAUGAUUAACCUGAACUCCUUAGCUGGGGGUUACCAUGUUCACAUACUGCCCAUCAAACCUGGCAGCAAAGAGCCCUGCUCCAACGCAAACAUCCUGGGCCACUACAACCCGUUAGCCUGGAACGCAUCAAACAGCCCCGCACCUGGAGCCGGCACAGUAGACCAAUAUGAGAUCGGGGCCAUUGGCGGGAAGUUUGGGAAGCUGAAUGGCCUGAACCAGUCUGACGCCGUAUACAUGGACCCUGAAAUGCCGUUGACAGGACCCUACAGUAUAGUGGGAAGGUCACUGGUGAUUCACUACUCUACAAACUCAUCAAGAAUGCGGUGUGCCAACAUCUCAGCGGACAGGAAUACAGACGGACAAUGGACUGUUGCCAAGGCUGUUUUCAAUGGUACAGUGAAUGGGACAGUGAAACUGCGGCAACAGGUGUUUCCUGAUGGGAGUAGCAGUGAUGUCACACUGGAGGUGAACCUGUCAACACAAAAUACUGUGGCAACCAUGUUCAUCACAAACAGGCAGGGCGUCGACACCAGGCAGUGCACUGGUGUGGGAGACAUAUUCAAUCCCUUCAACAUGACAUCAAUGAGCUCCAGCUGUUCACUGUUGAAUCCUCUGAGUUGUGUGGUGGGAGAGGUGUCCGCAAGACACGGCACAGUCAGCCUGAAGGAGAGACAGAUCUUCACUGACAGCAUCAUUCAGCUCUCUGGAGACCACACAGUUGUCUAUAGAUCUGUAAUGCUGAAGAACGGAGACGGUGUCAUCUCAUGUGCAGACAUCGUGCCAGAAUCCCCUUCAGCACAGCAGACCUUCCCAACCGUGACUAGCUUCAGCAGAUAUGACUUCCGUAAGAGGGUCGCAGAUGUCCUGCAGAUGGAGAAGGCAAGAGUCACCAUUCUAGCCGGUUUUCCCCGCUCUGCAGCUGAGGGAAGGUGCCAGCAAGUCAGAUUCAUGGUGUCGGGGAAUGUCGGCAAAGAACAACUGCUGUCUAUCAAAACCAGCGAGAAGAUGGGCAUGUUCCAAGAGUCUGACUUAUGUACAAGAAGCGCUGGUCCGCUUACGAUGCCAGGAACUUUUCUUCUUGCCUUGAUGUUUGCUGCGGCCUGCCUGCUGCCAUCCACAGUUUAUUCAUAGCGAGAAGAUAUAGAGAUUGGGCCACAUCUUGCAUCAUCAUGGAUCCUCAUAUUGUAAAAUUGUUUAACAUGUUUAUGAACCGUAGCCCACCAAGCGAUAUGAUGGUCAUCUGAUUAUUUGUCAAGCAAAUAAUAACUGUGUCAUAACUUUUUUUGUACAACUUAAUAAUCAUUUUAAGCAACAAGCUAUUAUUUAACUGUUAAAUGUAGCCUUCUUAGACACUUCAUUGUUCCGCAACAGAUAUUGCUUGUAUUUUAUGAAUUUAGACUGUUAAACGGGUGGGUGAAAUUUAUGCUGUACAUUUUUCAGAUAUCCUGACUUUAUUUCUUCAUUUAUGCACCAUCAAUAUAUUCAUAUCAAAAUGCAUGUAAAUGUCUGGGAAAUUGUGAAUAAAAUAUAAUAAUGUUUGUAAAACAUGUGCCAAUAAUUUGAGAUUUUUUUU
Molecule: messenger RNA, 3529 nt
Organism: Anoplopoma fimbria (sablefish)
Lineage: Eukaryota; Metazoa; Chordata; Actinopteri; Perciformes; Anoplopomatidae
Gene: cusr
Product: Copper-only SOD repeat protein
Exons: 10
Coding region: 862-3087 (741 amino acids)
Biological process (GO): superoxide metabolic process
Molecular function (GO): metal ion binding
Source: RefSeq, a predicted model, not a curated record